Molecule: messenger RNA, 897 nt
Organism: Chanos chanos (milkfish)
Lineage: Eukaryota; Metazoa; Chordata; Actinopteri; Gonorynchiformes; Chanidae
Product: CD209 antigen-like protein C
Exons: 5
Coding region: 1-897 (298 amino acids)
Source: RefSeq, a predicted model, not a curated record
AUGGAGAAACCUCGGAGUAUUGCUGUAAGGAGCCCUUGGACAGGCGAACUGAACAUGGGAGAAGAAGAAGUGAUCUUCCCGUGGAGAAAGCAAGCCAUCCGCCAUACAGGAAGGUACGCAGCAAACAUCAGAUGCUACAAAAUGGCUGCAGUGGGUCUGUCUGUCCUCAUGCUGGUUGAGAUCAUUACGCUGUGUGUUUGGCACACUAUGGGGAGAGACCCAUUAGACACAUGUAACAACAACCUGACUAUGGAGGAAAACCAGUUAGAAACUAGUGACAACAGCCUCAGUGAUCAGAGAGACCAGCUUCUGACCAGAUACAAUAACCUGACUGUAGAGAGAGACCAGUUACUAUCUAAGUGCAACAACCUGACUGUUGAGAGAGACCAUAUAAAGAAUAGAUACGACAACUUGACUGCAGAGAGAGACCAAUUAGAAGCUAAAUACAAUAACCUGACUACAGAGAGAGACCAGCUGAAAAAGGAGAAAGACAGAGUUCUUCACAAGCUUAACAACCUGAACUUGAAGUAUUUCAGCUCCAGUCAGUAUUUCGUCUCUACUGAGAGAAAAAGCUGGAGCGAGAGCAGACAGGACUGUAUAAAGAGAGGAGCAGACCUGGUCAUCAUAAACAGUGAAGAGGAACAGCAAUUUCUUUCAAGCAUGAAAAUAAGAGCUUGGAUCGGCCUGACUGAUGCAGACGCAGAGGGGACAUGGAAAUGGGUGGAUAAUACUCCAGUGAUCUCUGCAUACUGGAUGCCUGGAGAGCCUAAUGAUCAGAACAAUGAGGACUGUGGAGAAAUAUUAUUAUUACAGGAAGACUCCCUGAUGAACUGGAAUGACUUGCCAUGCGAUCAGAAACAACAAUACGUCUGUGAAAAUGUGACAAAGGCCUUUUGA